Messenger RNA from Fragaria vesca subsp. vesca, 1174 nucleotides. RefSeq names its product E3 ubiquitin-protein ligase RMA1H1-like. Gene Ontology annotation, cellular component: endoplasmic reticulum. Bases 319 to 1095 code for a protein of 258 amino acids. Lineage: Eukaryota; Viridiplantae; Streptophyta; Magnoliopsida; Rosales; Rosaceae. The transcript has 2 exons. The record is from RefSeq and is a predicted model, not a curated record. Gene Ontology annotation, biological process: ubiquitin-dependent protein catabolic process. Gene Ontology annotation, molecular function: ubiquitin protein ligase activity; ubiquitin-like protein conjugating enzyme binding; metal ion binding.
AUCAUGAAUCAAAGAAGACUACAAGAGAAGCAAAGUGGCUCCUGGAUUUAUCAUUUCUAUGAAAUUUAAUAACAAAUUCUAUUCUUCCGAGACGUGAUAUGUUUUGUCUCUAUAUAUAUUGCUACCCCGUUCCUCUUUCCUCUCAUACUUUCCUUCCUUCCCUUCUCUUCCCUUCUCAGCGCUCUCCUUCUCCUGCUCCGCCAUUGAAGCUUCUGCCAUAACGCUCUUAUUUGCGCCUCCUCAAAGAAAAGCCAACACCCACUUCUCUACUCUUACUGAUUUAAGCAACUCAAGAAUCAUCUAUCCCAAGCCGUUAAGAUGGCAACAGAGCAAUACUUUGAAGAUGCUGUGGUCCAGUCUAAUUCCAGUGGAGACGCUAAAUGUUCCUUCGGAAAAUGGAAUCCUGUUUCUGAAGUCCCAGAUACUGAAAACAAGUCAUGUGCUAACUUCGACUGCAGCAUUUGCUUAGACUCUGUGCGCGAUCCGGUGGUUACCCUCUGUGGUCAUUUAUACUGCUGGCCUUGCAUAUACAAGUGGAUUCAAUUCCAGACCCCUUCUUCGGAAAGCCAAGAGGACCAAAAACAGCCACAGUGCCCUGUUUGCAAAACUGAAGUCUCUGAAUCCUCUCUAGUCCCACUUUAUGGUCGUGGUCAAACAACAAAGCCCACAAAGCCAUCUAAAGGCAAGCCUCCCCAUCUUGGUAUAGUCAUUCCAAAAAGACCUCUCGCUCCUUGCGCGGUUGACACACCACGAACCCCAAGUACCAGCCCUUAUAGUAUUCAGCGAAGUCAUCCUUAUCAAUCCCAAAUAAACAGCCCUUUAGGAGGUAGCUAUACAGCAGCUUCACCAAUGCAUAGUCCUGGUGAUACAUCAACACAAGUCUUCAAUCCGAUGGUCGGCAUGUUUGGUGAAAUGGUGUAUGCUAGGGUGUUUGGUAACUCGAUAACAAAUGUUUACACUUACCCGAAUUCGUAUAAUCUUACUGGCAGCACUAGUCCGAGGGUGAGAAGGCAUGUAAUGCAGGCUGAUAAGUCACUCAACAGAAUGUGUUUAUUUCUGUUUUGUUGCUUCUUGUUGUGCCUAAUUUUGUUUUGAGCAAAGUUUUUAGUUGCUCAUGGUAUACAUGUAAAUUAAUUGAGUAUAUGUGUGAAAUAUAUGCGGAUUAAACCAGAUG